Molossus molossus (Pallas's mastiff bat) is the source of this 2545-nucleotide messenger RNA. Its product is annotated as signal-regulatory protein beta-1-like. Gene Ontology annotation, cellular component: plasma membrane. Lineage: Eukaryota; Metazoa; Chordata; Mammalia; Chiroptera; Molossidae. Gene Ontology annotation, biological process: positive regulation of T cell activation; positive regulation of phagocytosis. The record is from RefSeq and is a predicted model, not a curated record.
GAGGUGGGGCUUCUCUCCCCGCACAGAGCAGAUCCGGGCUGCCCAGCACACGUUUGGACAGAGCAGCUCCUUGGCCUCCAGGAUGCCCGUUCCUGCCUCCUGGCCGCGCCCUCCUCCUUGCCUGCUGCUGACUCUGCUGCUGACUCUGCUGCGGGGCCUCUCAGGCGCAGAAGAGGAGCUGCAGGUGAUUCAGCCUGAGAAGUCAGUGACCGUCGUAGCCGGAGAGACGGCCAUUCUGACUUGCUCUGUGACCUCCCUGCUCCCCAUUGGGCCCAUGAAGUGGUUCAGGGUGACAGGAUCAGGCCGGGAGCUCAUCCACAGUGUCAAAGAAGGCAGCCUCUCCCCCCGAGUAACACUUGUCGCAGACACCACGAGGAGAGACAACAUGGACUUUUCCAUCCGCAUCAGUAACAUCACCCCAGCAGACACAGGGAUGUACUACUGUGUGAAGUUCCGGAGAGGAAGCCCUGACACGGAGCUCAGGUCUGGAGCAGGCACUCAGCUCACCGUGAGUGCCAAACCCUCCCCUGUGGUAUCGGGUCCCACGGGGCGGUCCACACCUGGGCAGACAGUGAGCUUCACCUGUGAGUCCCACGGCUUCUCCCCCAAAAAGAUCACCCUGAAAUGGUUCAAAGAUGGGAAUGAGCUCCCAGCCUCCCAGACCACCGUGGACCCAGAGGGAGACAGCCCUUCCUACAGCAUCUCCAGCACAGCCAAGGUGGUACUGGCCCCGAGGGAUGUUCGCUCCCAGGUCAUCUGCCAGGUGGCCCACGACACCCUAAAGGGUGACACUACCCUUCGUGGGACCGCCAACUUGUCUGCCACCAUCCGAGUUCCACCCACCUUGAAGGUCACCCAGCACACUGUGUCAGGGACCCAGGAGAAUGUCACCUGCCUGGUGAAGAACUUCUACCCCCAGCACCUCCAGCUGACCUGGUUGGAGAAUGGAAACACGUCCCGAACAGAAACGGCCUCGGCCCGCAUGGAGAACCAGGACGGGACCUUCAGCUGGAGCAGCUGGCUCCUGGUGCACCUGUCUGCCCACAGGGAGGAUGUGAUGCUCACCUGUCUGGUGGAGCACGACGGGCAGCCGGCGGUCACCACUAACCUCACAGUCAAGGCCUCUGCUCAUCAGAGGGACCAGAGCACAGAUGGACCCUCUGGUGAGGCCUCCGCUCUAACUGAACUGCUUUUUAGAUUUUAUCAUUUUGAAUGUCAUGAGUAGGAAUUUAUGCUUAUUAUAGAACAAUCAAACAAUCUGUAGAGAUAAAUAGCAUUUUGAAGAGAGUUCCCUUCUCCCAAACCUCAGACUCCAAGAGUCACCACGGGUAAGAGUUUGGGACUUACCUUUAUAGAGCUCUGGACACCAAUGUGCAUGAAGGAAAGAGAGAGGGAGGGAGGGAGACCAUCCUGUUCAGUGUCCUGCCUCUGGCUUUCUUCACCCCAGUCCCUGUACUCACCGCCCAUGUCAGUCCCUCCCUCCUCCUGGCUCCAUCUAACCUCCUCCUGGUCUCUGCUCCACCCUGGACUUUUCCGUCCGCACCAGGAGGGUCAUCCCAGCAAAUGCCUGGACCUACUGCUCUGUGCAGUCCCUGGGGGAGCCCUGAGGACAGGGACUUGGAGUCUCAACAGGGCACCCAAGUGACCAUGAGUGGUCACCACACAGGCCUCCUUUGACCUCAUGGUUGUAACAAUGAACCAGCAAUAAUCACAAACUUCUGGUGGUAGAGUUGAUGGUAAUAUUUCCUUUUUAUUUUUCUGAUGUCUGUGGGGUCAACAGCGAUUACCUCUGUUCUACCUCUGAUACUGCAAAUCUGCCGUUUCCACUUUUUCCUUUAUCAGUCUUGCUGAAAGUCUUCAAUGUUAUUGCGCUUUUUGAAGAACCCGCUUUUGUUUCAAGGGUUUUCUCUAUGAUGUCUCUGUUUCAAUUUCACUGAUUAUUCUCCUCUUUACUUGAUAAAUUCCGUUCUUCCAUCUGGGGUUGAUUUUGCUCCCCUUAUCUGAGUUAUUGAGGUGGGUAACUCAGAUGACUGAUUUUAGACUUUUUAUUUUUCUAAGCCACACCUGGGUGACUCUCUGUGCCUUGGGGUUAGAGGAGGGCAACCCAUGAUUUGUGACCACCGGGUCCUUCCCGCAGUCCUCAGGCCGGGGGCCAGUGUGCCUUCCCCUCCACCUCUGAGAGUCCUGGCCUGCUUGUCCCUGGCCUUACUCUAGGGCUCAGAGGUGAACCAAACAGAGAGACAGGAGACAUGAGUUCCCGUCUUGCCUGGACCACCUCGGAGUGCUGUUGAGUCUCCAUCUCUGCCAGGGACUCACCCAGCACUGGACUCCCAGGUGCGCUCAGGUGCCUGACCCACACCUGCUGGGUCUAAGGCUGCAGGUGUUCGGGUGUCUGGGUCAGGGGGCUGGAGCUCAGUGAGAGCCACACCGUGCCUGGGCCUCUGAGGGCUCUGGCCAUUGCAGACCCGGUGCAAUGGGCUUGGUGUCAGGAUGCACAUCGGUUUGGUCAUUUUUGGUUUUUCACAGUAUUUCUGGAUUCAUUGAC